Molecule: messenger RNA, 2048 nt
Organism: Malaya genurostris
Lineage: Eukaryota; Metazoa; Arthropoda; Insecta; Diptera; Culicidae
Product: fatty-acid amide hydrolase 2
Exons: 5
Coding region: 224-1849 (541 amino acids)
Source: RefSeq, a predicted model, not a curated record
UAUGUAUGAGCAGUAUAUCAUCACACCGUUAUGUAUGCGUUAAUAAUGUACCUUCAGACCAGACGGCUCAAAACCCAGUCAGAGAGAAAGUUAAAACGGGUUUGAUCGGUUUUUGCUAUUUCUGACGGUGUCCAUCCCUGAUCGAUAGCCGUUUCAGAAUUGCAUUCGCACUAAUUAGUAACAGUAUCAGUAGCACUUGUAGAACAGACGAUAGCAGUCAGAAAUGUCCACAAAUGCGAGACGUGACCAAAGAAAUAAACGGAAUAAAUCCAGUCAGAUCAUGAAAGACAUAGCGUACAGCAUCCUAUUCAACAUUUUUGUGGUAAUACACAUGCUGGUGGAUUACCUAGUCGAGUUGAUACUAAAAUGGUAUUGGGGACCAACCCGAAUUCGAUGUCCACCGUUGCAACGGAAACGGGUCAUUUUGACCUACAGUGUACAGGAGCUAGCUAAAAUGAUACGAAACAAAGAUGUAAGUUGCUACGAGGUGGUCAGUGCCUACAUUGAUCGAUUGAACGAGGUCAACCCAGUUAUAAAUGCAGUGAUCGACGGUCCCUUCAUUGAAGCACUCGAGGAAGCAAAAGCCAUCGAUGACAGAAUCCAACGAGGUCUUAUUUCAGAGAAUGAAUUUGCCGAAAAACCUUUCCUUGGUAUACCUUUCACGACGAAGGAUAGUACGGCCGUUAAAGAUAAGCUCCACACUUUGGGAAUUGUGGCCCGACGUAACGUGAAAGCCAAAGAAGAUGCCGAGUGUGUCAAACUGAUGAAGGACGCCGGUGCUAUUAUAAUUGCGACUACCAGUAUUCCGGAAAUUAACAGAUGGCAGGAAACCAGAAAUAACCUGAUUGGUCAAACGAACAAUCCAUACGACAGCCGACGUACGGUAGGAGGUUCGAGCGGUGGAGAAGCAGCUUUGAUUACGACAUGCGGCAGUGCCUUUGGACUAGGUACCGAUAUUGGUGGUUCGAUUCGCAUGCCGGCAUUUUACUGUGGCAUUUUCGGCCACAAGCCAACGUCGGGAAUCGUCAACACUCGCGGUUGUACUCUGCGCACUGGCCGGGAAGUUUCCACAAUGGUCGUCGCAGGACCGAUGACUCGAUACGCUUCCGAUCUGCGUCCAAUAAUGAAGGUUCUUGUUGGUCCCAAAGCUACGGUAGCGUUGAAGCUUAAUGAAAAGACAGACUUGAAAAAGUUGCGUUACUUCUAUUGUACCAGUUCUGGAGACAUUCGAUGCAGCUCUGUGCAUCCUCAGCUACAGAGGGCCAUGACUCGUGUGGUUGAUCACUUCCAAACGAUUGCCCCCGAAGGUGUCCAGAAAGUAACAUUGAAAAACAGUGAAAAAACCAGUCAAAUGUGGCGCUACUGGAUGACUCAAGAACCGGCUAGUUUCAACAAUCUACUCGGCAAUGGAAAACAACUUUCUCCGUUUGUCGAAUUGGCCAAAAAGAUCACGGGUAGCAGCGAAUACACUUUGGCAUCCAUAUACUCGCUGAUUGACAGUAUCAUGCCCCCGGAAAAGGCUGAUAAAAUCAAAGAAAUCACACGCCAAUGUGAUCAAGAUCUCACCGAGUUGCUCGGGGAUGAUGGCGUUUUGUUCUAUCACAGCACAACAAACUCUGCUCCGUAUCACUAUUCAGCAUUUGUCAAUGUAUUCAACUUUAGCUAUUGGUGUCUCUUUAACGUCUUACACGUGCCGGCUACUCAAGUUCCAUUAGGUCUGGAUCCGGACGGUUUGCCACUGGGUAUUCAAAUUGUUGCAACACGAAAUCGCGAUCGUCACUGUUUGGCUGUUGCAGAGGAGCUCGAACGUGCAUUCAGCGGUCACAUUCCGUCUUUUAUCAUUGAUUAGAGAUUAAGAGGUUUUGUAGCGGGCUCGAUUAAAUACACCGAACAUUUAUUUCGGUUCAGGUAUUGGUAUUAUAACGGUGCAAACUAGUGAAUGAGUUUUAUGAUUUAUAAGUUUCUACUCUAUUGCUUGCCACAACUGCGAACGGGAACUAGUGAACAAUCAGUUAUUUAUAUGGUCAAUAAACUUUUAGUGAAUAGCA